Pseudozyma hubeiensis SY62 is the source of this 5763-nucleotide messenger RNA. RefSeq names its product potential transmembrane protein. Gene Ontology annotation, molecular function: calcium-activated cation channel activity. Gene Ontology annotation, cellular component: plasma membrane. The transcript has a single exon. Lineage: Eukaryota; Fungi; Basidiomycota; Ustilaginomycetes; Ustilaginales; Ustilaginaceae. The record is from RefSeq and is a predicted model, not a curated record. Bases 1 to 5763 code for a protein of 1920 amino acids.
AUGGCCGACGCCAACGAGAGACAGAUCAACUCCAGCUUCCAAGGCUUGGUCUCCACCUGCGUCAUCUUUGCCGUCGUCGGUGGCAUAUCAGCGACCACUUACGAGUCGCUCCGUCAGCUACGACGUCUUCCCAGAACACGAUUCACCAAAUUCUGGCGCAAAGAUGCCCAGCGUCGACAUCCUCCAGGCGGCGUGCAGGACACUCCUGCGCACAUUCGAGAUGGCGAUACGUGCGAGGAUUGGGAGAUGGGUCACUUCUACCUCUCUCGAGUCUUUCACGCAACCACUCCAUCCCCAAUGCUACCACGGUGGCCCUUCGCCUGGGUAAAACGCGCCAUCUACUUCACCGACGAGUGGUACGCCGACCACACCGGCAUGGAUACCGUCGUCUACGUCCGCUUCCUCCGCGCCUGUCUCUGGUGGGUUCUCCUCCAGGCCUUGACCACCGCGCCCAUCCUCCUCUCGAUCCACAUUACUUUCAGUCGUGGUGUCAGCACCACCGACAUGCAGCGCGCCUCCCUUUCCUACCUCGUCAGCACCCCUGCACCAGACUGCAAGGAAAAUGAUCGCGCAAAGUGCCCCACCGUGCCCAACGAGAAGGGCAGGUCGCUCCUCUGGAUCCAUCUUGUGCUCCUCUGGUACCUCAGCAUCACUUGGGUCCUCGCUCUCUGGUGGAUCGGCACAGGCUCGCUCCGAGUCCGCAAAGCGCAAAUCGCAAAGACGCGAAACAAGGUCAUUCAGGCCAAAGCGGAUGCUCGCAGCGCUCCCGCCAACAACACCACAACCACCGCAAAUGGUGUAGGUCCCUUGCAUCGAGAUGCUUCGGCCAACCUCACCACUGCUCAUGGCCUGUCGAUGGACAACAGCGACGGCUGGCGUCAGAGAACCCUCAUGGUCAUGAACCUCCCUGCUACCAUGCGCGACGAAGCCAGCAUCCGUCGCUACUUUGAAGAGUUCCUCCGCCCCGACGAUGCUGACUCUCUCUCCGACGAUGGCCACAGCGAUGACGGAGCUCACCCUUUCUCCCGCAACCAGGAUGCACAGAACGCCUCAGGCUCCGAUUCCGACCAUCGGUCGGCCUCAGCCGAGCACCGUGCAACACCUGCCGUCUUCUCGGCUCACAGCGAUGGUCCCAACGGUCCAGAGCCCGACUUGCAUCCUGACCGACAUCUCAAGAGCCCUAUCCAGACUGUCGUGCUUGUGCGCAAGAUGAACGAGCUUGCUUCCAUGCUCUCUCGUCGCCAAGAGGUGCUCACUCAACUCGAAGCAGCGCACGUUAAGCUCGCACAAGAAGUGCUCGUCACCGUCGGUCGCCGCACUUUGAAGAUGCGCAAGGAGGAACGCCUCAAGGCCCAAGAGGGCUCGCAUCCAAGCAAAGAGCACCGGUCGCAACCCCGUUCCUUCUUCAAACGAGUCUUUCGCUUGCGCAGACAGUCCAAGCAGGCUCAAGCCACCAACGACUCCAACUCGGGCAACACAACUCCCUCCGAAACCCUCGAUCCAGACAUCGAGAAACUCGGCCCGUCACAGCACACGGCAGGAAAGGCGCUCGAGGAAGAACUUGCGCGCAGACUCGCACGCUUCUCACCCACCAAUCGCGGAACGCACACCAAGCAGACCCAGACGAUUCAGCACAAUGACAGCAGCAACGAGAACGAGAUUGGUGAGACCGUCUGGGAGGCGCUCAACGAGCUUCCACGAGAGCUGCUCGAUCCUUUCCAACCAGCAACUCGGCUCUCGGCACUCUUUCGCGGUCAGACCGUGCCAACCAUCGACUACCUCCUUACCAAGCUCAACCUGCUCACCGCGCUCGUCACAGAGAUGCGAUCCAGACCGCCGACCAGCUACGAGCCCACCUCGACCGCCUUUGUCACCUUCCGUGACCCGCGUCAGGCGCGCAUGGUUUGGCGCGAGCUCAAGGACCAGAUCGUCGUCAAGGUCCGUCUGGCACCCGAGGUCAAGGAUCUCGAUUGGGACCGUCUCAUGAAGACCUCCUUCACCGUCGACGUCGUUCGUGGCUUUGGCGUCAGCGUUGUCACCUGGGGCUUCACCAUUUUUUGGGUCAUCAUCAUCAACGCCAUCGUUUUGGGUAUCUUUAGCGUCGACAAGCUCAAGCAGAUUCCAGGGCUCGGCAACUUCUUCGACAACAAUCCCAAGCUCACCGGAUUCGUCACCAUCACCUUGCCACCUCUGCUCGUCUCGCUCGCGUCCAUGUCGGUGCCCGAGCUCAUCUUCCAGGUCAGCAAGCGCGCCCAGGGCUUUGUCACCUUCAGCGCACUCUACGACAUGUGCCUUGCUCGCUACUGGAAGUUUGUCAUCUGCAACGUCGUCAUCUUUUUCAGCGUCGGCUCGGCCGUCAUUGUCACUGUGCUCACCAAGGUCGGCAACACGGGCUCUAUCCUCAGCACCGUCGCAAGUGCUUUUCCCUCUGCUGCUCCGUUCUUCGUCUCAUACUUGAUCCUUCAGCUCGGGUUGCAAUCCGGCUUCGAGCACAUGGGCUUCAUGAUUGCGUUGCUUCAACACAUGGGUGCGAGGAAAGCGGCCACACCUCGCAUUCGCGCCAUCAAGACGCUGCCACGCAAUUUCAACCGAUACUAUUGGCUGCCGCUGCACAUCAACAUCAUGGCCAUCGUGUUCAUCUUUGCGCUGCUCAAUCCGCUCGUCAUCCCCUUUGCCCUGGUUUACCUCGCCCUCGCCCUCGUCAUCUUCAAGAAGAACUUCGCCUACCACUACUACCGACGUUUCAACGAGAUGGAAGGCGUCGUCUACUUUGUCAGGCUGUUACGCUACAGCCUCGACGCCAUCGUAGUCAUGCAGGCCGUUCUGCUCAUCUUCUUCUCCGUGCUCAAGAAGCAGCCCGUCUACAUUGGCAUGUCGGCGGUGCUCAUUCCUCUGACCGUCAUCACCAAGAUCAUUGCCACACGACUAUGGAGAUCGCAGUGCAGAGCUCUGGACGACGAAGAGGCUGAAGCGCUGUGCGGCAUCGACUCGCGCCCACUCUGGCAAAAGAUGCAGAGGGAUGACUUGGGCCCAAGUACGGCCGAAGAAGGCAGCGACAGCCGUGCCCCGCUCGAUGCGCUCGCCUCUGGACGUUACCCCUCUGUAGUACCUCCGCCACCGACCGAGUCUGCCUUCCAGCGUGUCUGGCAACGCCUUCACGACUCGUUCAACGCCAACGGUCUCGACGGACAGAGCUAUCUCGCGACAGCUCACGCAAAAGGCAAAGCACCUGCAGGUCCAGUCGGUGCCGGCGCUCGAGGCAUUGCAAGGACACCCCGCUACAUUGUCAAGGAGACCGCCAAACACGCCUUUCACUUUCGCCAUGCAGCCAAGAACUCGCUCGGGAUGAACGUCCUCGUCGAGUCGCCCCGCGCGAGCCGCGAUCGCCCUUCGACCGAACGCAGGCGACCCGUCUCGGGUCUGCCACCGACGAGCCAGCUUCACCUUCACUCUUUCCGAAAUUCGCAGGACGAGCCCGCCGACGUCGCCGCCGGCGCCGAGCACACGGAUGGCGAAGUGCCAAACGAUCCCGCCGCCGCGCUCCGGAGCGGCAAGUCGACGAUACGAAAGGCGAAAGGCGACCACGUCGUUCACCGCCGUCGGGGCAGUUCGAGAAGUGAGGACCGUCCCUUCCUCUCGGCGUUCGAUGCCGUAUCUGCACAUGCUCCUCUGCCGAGCGAGCACGAUUAUGACCUGAGCUUUGAGGACGGUGACGCGCCCUUCUUGGAGCACGACGAUCAAGGUCAUCUGCUUCGUCAGUCCAGUCGCCAAUCGAGACGAGCGGCCAGCCGCAAUUACGGCACCCUCCGACGGAAGACGAGCCAGCUGGCCACCGUUGCCGACGAGGAGCUUCCGCAGAGUGCAGACAGCUACGCAUCAGGCGGACAUGCCGAAGAUGCCACUAGCAGCGACCCUCUUUACCAACGUGCAUCACGUCCGACGGAGCAGGCCACUGUCAACGUGAACCAGACCUGGGGCAGGUCGAUCCAGCACUCUUCCUACGAAGACUACGACGAUUCGCUCAAGGGUCGUGAGCUGGUGCGGCCGCAUCCACCAGUUCGGUGGGACGAUACACCCAACAACACGGCACGCUACAACAACCCCUUCUACAUUCAGGAGAUGGACGAGUUUCUCUGGCUGCCACGCAACCCCUUGGCGCCGGUGGACCUCUUUGAUACGAUCGAGUGGUAUGGGCCGGCGCUCGUCAGCUCUCAAGGUGGUGGAGGCAUCGUUGGCGAGUGGGACGACGAGCAGGACGACGGCGAGUUUGACACCGAAGACGAGGAGAAGCACGCUCUGCACCAUGAUGAGAUUCCUUUUGGCGGCGAGGCGGCUACGCUUGCCCGAUCAAAGACUCUGAUGCUUGAGGGCGACGAAGAGAUCCUGCUUCCCGAUCGACUUGCUCGUCACCUCGAGGAAACGCAAGAUGCGGAGCAAACUGUGGACCCUGCCGCCAGCAUCCCCAAGAACAUGAUGGAGGACUACAAGCGUGCUCUGGGUCGCACGAAUCGAGCAGGAUCCAGAGCGAGCGAUUCGCAAGCAUCACCGACGCGAUCGAGUCUCUUCCGACGCGGCAGCAACGUCUCGUCGCCUUCUGCUCAGAACUUUGCAGGAGGAGCUUCGUUGCUGCAGAUUCCUUCGCAUGGAUCGUUCCGCAGUUCGGAUGGGAUCCAGCCGCCGGCAAGUCCGACGCAGAUGCGCAUGUCUCCUCGACCAGGUACGGGCGACUCGGUGCCUCUGCCCAGCGUCGCCGAGGGUAACGUGGUGGUUCCACACCGUAGCUCGAGCCGUCGCAAGCGCAACAAGGGUCCAGCAGACGAGGGUGAUGAAGAGGUCCUCGAAGGUGCGGAUGCCGAUCGGACGACGGAUCUGACGCCCACCAAGCGACGCGAAAUUAACGCGAUGUCCGCGAACCGCAACGUCUCGCGCCGAACGUACCGACGAGAUGCGUCGGGCGCCAUGAGUCGAGCCAGCGGCUUCUCGGGAGGCACGACGCAAAGGACGGUGACGCUUCAGGCAGCGUUGCGUGCAGAAGCGCUGGAGGAAGAGAGGCGACUUACGCUCAAGCAGAGGCUGGCGGCUGCCAAGGGACGCAAGAAGCGCGAAGCGUCGCGCGACGUUUCCGGUGGACAUCUCGACGGGCUGGGAGAGACCGACGCCGACGGCAUCGACGACGGCGAGGAUGAAGAGGGAGGCGGAACGACGACGCGACGAGGAGCAAGCAAGAGCAGCAUCAUGGCGCGCUACGAGGCGCAGCACCGACGACGCGAAGCCCAUGCGAGCGAGUUUGGCGAGAUGUCGACGCCUCGCAAGGAUGGCGAGAUGCGCCGCGACAUUUCGCAGGGGUCGCAGCUGGCGGAUAUGUCGCAGGGUCAGCUGGACAGGAGCGCGAGCGGUGCAAGUGCGUUUGGACGAGGACGCUUCCGAUCCGCUGCGCUGGGCGUGUUGAGUCUAUCGCGAUCGCCUAGGGUGGGUGGUCAGGAUGGAACGCCGGUCAUCAUCUCUUCGAUGCCGAUGCAAGAGCUUCGUGGUGCUCAUCGGCCGACCACGGGUGGUGCCAGCAUUCACGGUAGCCCGAGCAAGCCGAUCGCCACCACCAACGCGACAGAAGCUCAAGAGAGACAGCAGCCAGUGCAGGGUUCCCAGGCGGUGCAGACAUGUGCGACAGAGCUCGCUCUGCCCGCCGAAGCAAGCCGCAGUUCUGCGCUGGACAAGAGCGUAGAGGUACCGCUGGAUCCGGCGGAUGGAGGACCAAGCAAAUGA